UGCAGUGCCUCAGCACCUCCUGCCAUCGCUCCCUGCCCCCUUGCCAAUUGACAUGCGUCACCAGGAGGGACGGUAUCACUACGAACCUCACCCUGUCCACAGUGUGCCCGGGCCUCCAGCCCUGAGUGGCAGCCCUGUCAUCUCUGAUAUCUCCUUGAUCCGGCUUUCCCCACACCCUGCUGGCCCUGGGGAGUCCCCAUUCAGUGCCCCCCACCCAUACGUGAACCCCCACAUGGAGCAUUACCUCCGUUCUGUGCACAGCAGUCCCACGCUCUCCAUGAUCUCCACAGCCCGAGGCCUCAGCCCUGCCGAUGUGGCUCACGAGCACCUUAAGGAGAGAGGACUUUUUGGCCUGACCGCUCCUGGCACCACGCCCUCCGACUACUACCACCAGAUGGCACUGAUGGCAGGCCACCCCACACCCUACAGUGACCUGCUGAUGCCGAGUGGGGGGACAGCAGGCACGCCACAUCUGCAUGACUACCUCACCCCAGUGGACGUGUCCCGUUUCUCCAGCCCGCGUGUCACACCUCGGCUGAGCCGCAAGCGGGCUCUGUCCAUCUCACCGCUCUCUGAUGCCAGCCUGGACCUGCAGCGCAUGAUCCGGACGUCCCCUAACUCCCUGGUGGCCUACAUCAACAAUUCGCGGAGCAGCUCUGCGGCCAGCGGCUCCUAUGGGCACCUGUCGGCUGGUACCCUAAGCCCAGCCUUCACCUUCCCACAUCCCAUCAACCCGGUGGCCUAUCACCAGAUCCUAGGUCAACAGAGGGGCCUGGGCUCAGCCUUUGGACACACGCCACCCCUACUCCAGCCCUCACCCACCUUCCUGGCCCAGCAGCCCAUGGCCCUGACCGCCAUCAAUGCCACACCCUCCCAGCUUGGCAAUAGUGGAAACUGUCUGAGUGACACCAGCCAGAAUAAGCCAAGCAGCGAGUCAACUGUCAGCAGCACUGCCAACCCCAUCAUGAUCCAUAAACGCAGUAAAGUCAAGACAGAAACCGAAGGCCUGCUGCCCUCCUCCCCGCAGAUGUUGACACAGGAGCAGCUGGCUGACCUCAAGGAAGACCUGGACAGGGACGACUGUAAGCACGAGGCUGAGGUGGUCAUCUAUGAAACCAACUGCCACUGGGAAGACUGCACCAAGGAGUACGACACCCAGGAGCAGCUGGUGCAUCACAUCAACAACGACCACAUCCACGGGGAGAAGAAGGAGUUCGUUUGCCGCUGGCAGGCCUGCACACGGGAGCAGAAGCCCUUCAAGGCACAGUACAUGCUGGUGGUGCAUAUGCGCCGGCACACAGGCGAGAAGCCCCACAAGUGCACGUUCGAGGGCUGCUCCAAGGCCUACUCUCGCCUGGAGAACCUGAAGACACAUCUGCGGUCCCACACUGGGGAGAAGCCAUACGUGUGUGAGCACGAGGGUUGCAACAAGGCCUUCUCCAAUGCCUCUGACCGCGCCAAGCACCAGAACCGUACCCACUCCAAUGAGAAACCUUACAUCUGCAAGAUUCCAGGCUGCACCAAGAGAUAUACAGACCCCAGCUCACUCCGGAAGCACGUGAAAACUGUGCAUGGCCCAGACGCUCAUGUCACCAAGAAACAGCGAAACGACGGACACCUCCGUGUCCCACGGCCCAAGGAGAAUGGGGACAGUGAGGCCAGUGUCCAGCCAGGUGGCCAGGGCUCUGAGGAGAGCACAGAGGCCACCAGUCCCAGCCAGGCUGUUGAGGACUGCCUGCACAUCAAAUCCAUCAAGACUGAGAGCUCCGUGCUGUGCCAGUCCAGCCCCGGGGCCCAGUCAUCCUGUAGCAGUGAGCUCUCUCCCCUGGGCAGUGCCCCCAACAAUGAUAGUGGCGUGGAGAUGCCAAGGACAGGGCCUGGGAGCCUGGGAGACCUGACAGCGCUGGAUGAUGUGCCCCUGGGGGCCAGCACCUCAGCCCUGGCCACACCUUCAGCUGGUGGCCUGCAGCUACGCAAACAAAUGAGCACCAUGCACCGGUUUGAGCAGCUCAAGAAGGAGAAGCUCAAGUCACUCAAGGAUUCCUGCUCCUGGGCUGGGCCAGCCCCGCACAGCCGGACUACCAAGCUGCCACCCCUCCCGGGAAGUGGCUCCAUCCUGGAAAACUUUGGCAACAGUGGGCCAGCGGGGCUGCAUCCGAGUCCGCGGCUGUCCGAGCUGCCUACGAGUGAGGUGACCAUGCUAAGCCAGCUGCAGGAACGCCGUGACAGCUGUACCAGCACGGUCAGCUCCGCCUACACCGUGAGCCGCCGCUCCUCCGGCAUCUCCCCCUACUUCUCCAGCCGCCGCUCCAGCGAGGCCUCCCCACCCGUCCCAGGUCGCGGGCACAACGCCAGCUCAGCCGACUCCUACGACCCCAUCUCCACAGACACGUCGCGGCGCUCCAGCCAGGCCAGCCAGUGCAGUGGAGGCGGCUCCGGGCCGCUGCACCUCACCCCUGCACAGCAAUACAGCCUUCGGGCCAAGUACGCAGCCGCCACCGGUGGGCCCCCACCCACACCCCUACCGGGCCUGGAGCGCGUGAGCCUGCGCACCCGCCUGGCGCUGCUCGACACGCCCGGCUCUGCCCUGCCGCCACCCUGCCCACGUGUCCUGGGCCCACGGCGCAGCAGUGACGGCCCAGCCCCCACCCACCCCAGGCCCGCUCCCACCUUUGCGCACGAUGUGCUGGGCCCUGGGGUGCGGCGGGCCAGCGACCCCGUGAGGCGACCUGAGCCUGCAGCGCCCCCACAGGUGCAGCGCUUCCACAGCGCCAGCUGCGUGGGCCCCACCACACUGCCAUGCCUGGAGCGCUGUGCCUUUGCCCUGUCAGCCUACCCGUGUGUGGACAGCGGUACGGUCCGUGGUGCCUACUCGCCACAUGCGCCUAGCAUCAGUGAAAACGUGGUGAUGGAGGCUUUGGCCGUGGAGGCGGGUGGCAUAGGUCCAGAUGACGAGCUGAUGCUACCUGAUGAUGUGCUUCAGUAUAUUAACGCUCACACCAGCAGCGCCUUGCAGGAGAGCAGCCCGCAGGGGUAUCCUGCUCAAAGCACUAGCUUCCCUGAGACUGCCAAGCUGCCCAGUCCGGCACUGCACAGUCAGCGGAGGAUGGUACCUGUGGACUCGAACAUGGGCCCCACGACUAUGCCAGGAGGCUCCCAGCUGAGCUUUGAGGUGCCUGAGAGCCUCAACAAAAACACCAUGCCUGUGCAGUGGAAUGAGGUGAGCUCGGGCACUGUGGACACGCUGGCCAGUCAGAUAGAGUCCCCACUCUUUCCACAGAACGGCUUGGCGCUAGGUCCACAGAAACAGGUGCUUGCUCAGUGCUCAGGCUACAGCCGGCAGAACCUGCAGACAAGCCCAGCGGGCCUGGACAGCACGCAGCCACACCUGGAGCCUCACUCAGGGCACAGGGCCAGUUAUGUACAGCAGAUGCGACAGCCAGCCACAGGUGGCCAGUGUCCCAACAUGGCUACCACAACCAGUCCCUACUCUACCAGUGGUCAGGCCACCUCCCAGCUGAGCCCCAGCACCAUGGAAGUCCUAACCCAGUAUUCAACAUCUUGUAGCAAUAUGCCAACCAAGUCAGGCCACCUGGGGCUCCCUCAGCAAAUGGACAUUGCUCCUGAGUCCACCAUGCUGGGCAACAGACAUAGAGAACUUGGAGACCCCAGUUCUUCCCUGACUGUGGUGCCCCCACCUCUCCCAUCCCAGAGUUACCCACAACAGAGCCAUCACUUGGUGGCCCCGGUGAGCCAGGAGGGCUUCCACCACGGUCCCAACCUUCUACCCUCCCACCAGUCUGGCUUUAUGGAGCCCCAGCAGGGCAUGAUGGGGUCAGUAGCAUCAAACUUUGGCCUACUGCAGCCCCGGCCUCCUGCUGAGCCCAGUCCAACCAGCCAUCACAGUGGAGUGCGUGCUGGACAGCAGCUGGCCUAUUCUAGGGCCACUGGUCAUGCAAUGAAUGCUGGGUUGGCCAGCCAGGGACCAGCAGAGGCCACGCCCAAGGGAGUCAUAGGCACUGUGCUGCCUGCUCCCACACAGCAGCCCCCAGAAUGUGCCAACGGGGCCCAGGAUCACAGCCUACUCUGCUACUACGGCCAUAUCCACAUGUACCAGCAGGACAGAGGCCCUGGGAGCCACCCGGACUGCCAACUCACGCAGCCCCAAGCCUGUGCAAAUAGCAUGAAACCCCAGCCCUUGCCAUCACCAGGAGUCAACCAGGUGUCCAGCACUGUGGACUCCCAGCUCCUGGAGGCCCCCCAGAUUGAUUUUGAUGCCAUCAUGGAUGAUGGUGACCACUCAAGCUUGCUCUCAAGCACCCUGAGUCCCAGCUUCCUCCACAGCCUCUCCCAGAACUCCUCGCGCCUCACCACCCCAAGGAAUUCUUUGACGCUGCCCUCCAUCCCCUCAGGCCUCAGCAACAUGGCUGUGGGUGACAUGAGCUCCAUGCUCACCAGCCUGGCUGAAGAGAGCAAGUUCCUGAAUAUGAUGGUUUAA
Molecule: messenger RNA, 4498 nt
Organism: Elephantulus edwardii (Cape elephant shrew)
Lineage: Eukaryota; Metazoa; Chordata; Mammalia; Macroscelidea; Macroscelididae
Gene: GLI2
Product: GLI family zinc finger 2
Exons: 12
Coding region: 53-4498 (1481 amino acids)
Biological process (GO): smoothened signaling pathway; regulation of transcription by RNA polymerase II
Cellular component (GO): nucleus
Molecular function (GO): RNA polymerase II cis-regulatory region sequence-specific DNA binding; DNA-binding transcription factor activity, RNA polymerase II-specific
Source: RefSeq, a predicted model, not a curated record